AUGUCGCCACCACUUGUCUACCAAUUGGGCCACAAGCCCAUCAAGGACCAUUGUUUCUCGCCGGAUUUCUCUCUCUUGGCUGUGACCAAAGACAACACGGUGGAGUUGUACCAAACGGCGCCAAACUCGCCCAACAAACCACAGCUUGUCGCUACUUUGAAAGGCCACGACAAAACCGUGACCUCGGUAGACAUUUCGCCCGACGGCUCGAAAAUCUUGACUUGUUCCCAGGAUCGGAACGCGUUGGUCUGGGAACAGACCGAUUCGACCGGCGAGUACAAGCCCACUUUGGUGCUUUUGAGAAUCAACAGGGCCGCCACUGUUUGCAAGUGGUCUCCCAAUGGAGACAAGUUUGCCGUGGGCUCCGCCGACCGUGUGAUUGCUGUUUGCUACUACGAGGAAGAGAAUGACUGGUGGGUUUCCAAGCACUUGAAGAAGCCGUUGAAGUCGACCAUCACCAGCUUGUCGUGGCACCCCAACAACGUGCUUUUGGCGUCUGGAUCCACGGACGGCCACGUGAGGGUGUUUUCGGCCUACAUCAAGGGCGUUGACUCUAAGCCCGAGCCAUCAGUGUGGGGGUCGAAAUUGCCCUUCCAGACGUUGGUGGGCGACUACACGAACGCCACCGGGUCGUGGAUCCAUGACGUGGCUUUCAAUGGGGAUGGUGUUGGCGACUCCUUGGCCUACGUGAGCCACGAUGGCACCAUCUCCGUGGUAUAUCCUCAGGGCGAGGGCCUCCCCCCUUCGUCGUUUGUCACGGUGAAAACAAGCUACUUGCCCUUCAAGUCCAUGCUCUUCUUAGGCGACUCCAUCAUUGUGGGAGGCCACAACUGCAACUUGAUUGUGUUCCAGGGCGACGAGUCUGGCUGGAAGGAGGUGUUUGUCGUGGAGAAGCAGAAAGACUUGAUCCAUGACGUAUCGCCAUCCACGGAUGACGACGCCGAGAUCUCCAGCCACCAGGCGCUCAACAUGUUCAAGGAGAUGGAUCUCAAGGGAAGAGUCAACAAGCCUCACCUGCAAGGCUCGGGCAGGGCGUUGAGCACGACACAUCAGAACACCAUCAGCAGCUUGAGAUGGUACGACGGGGGCAAAAUCUCCACCUCCGGCAUUGACGGCAAGAUCGUCAUCUUCUCGCUCGGUAAAUAG
This is a messenger RNA of Metschnikowia bicuspidata var. bicuspidata NRRL YB-4993, 1146 nucleotides long. It is a transcript of the gene ARC40, whose product is annotated as Arc40p. Gene Ontology annotation, molecular function: actin filament binding. The transcript has a single exon. The record is from RefSeq and is a predicted model, not a curated record. Gene Ontology annotation, cellular component: Arp2/3 protein complex; actin cytoskeleton. Gene Ontology annotation, biological process: Arp2/3 complex-mediated actin nucleation. The coding region runs from base 1 to 1146 and encodes 381 amino acids. NCBI's taxonomy places the organism in Eukaryota, Fungi, Ascomycota, Pichiomycetes, Serinales, Metschnikowiaceae.